Molecule: messenger RNA, 9944 nt
Organism: Acanthopagrus latus (yellowfin seabream)
Lineage: Eukaryota; Metazoa; Chordata; Actinopteri; Spariformes; Sparidae
Gene: unc13c
Product: protein unc-13 homolog C
Exons: 33
Coding region: 653-8491 (2612 amino acids)
Biological process (GO): presynaptic dense core vesicle exocytosis; neuromuscular junction development; synaptic vesicle maturation
Cellular component (GO): terminal bouton; synaptic vesicle membrane; plasma membrane
Molecular function (GO): syntaxin-1 binding; diacylglycerol binding; phospholipid binding
Source: RefSeq, a predicted model, not a curated record
CUGUCUACGAGCUGGGGAGUGUGUAUCUGCGCGCGCGCGCGUGUGUGUGUAUGUUUGUGCGUGUGAGUGUGUGUCAGUCGGGGAGCAAAUAAAACCCAGCCGCUUGUGGCGUUAAAAGGCAGCGUCUCCGGCCCCCCCAUAACGCGAGCAGGGGGGAGCGCACAGCGGAGGAGCGAGAGAGAACAGAGGCGGGAUGCAGAAGGUGGCAUGGAGGAGAGGUGUGUGUGCGUUUGUGCGCGGAGGCAGGGCAGUGGGAUGUGGCGUCUGACGGACGCGGAGAGAUGCUGUGAGCUCUGGUAUUAGCAGGCAGCUGCGCACCGAGCCGCUCUCUCCCCUCCCUCCCCUCCCCGGCUGCUCUCCUCGCACCGACCAUUCGCUGAAACCGGGGAAUCGUCUCCACACGGCUCGCUGUACUCUCUAAAAAGCUGGCGUCCUACGCGGGGAUUUGACACAACCAGGGAGAUGUUCCUUUUCUGGAAGAAGGCCACUGGAUUUAAAACCUUUAAUGAGCCUCUUUGUGGACUGUGGUUUUAGAGAUUGCGAGCUGGUCCCACUGUCAAGCACAGGUUGAUUGUGCUUGGCUCAUCACUGCUGUAUUCUCAGCCAACUUCUUUCACUAGAUGAUAAAAAACAGUCCACAGGAUUGCCAUCCAUGGUUUCUGCUCUAAUAAAGACUAUAUCAUCCUACAUUAAUAAGAUUUGCAAAGGAAUGUUUACAAAGAAACUGGCAAACCCAAUCAAGAAGAAAGAGAGAAGCGAAAAUAAAGAGCCCAAAUUGACCACUGAUUUGCAAGCACACAAUCUAACUCUCUCUACCACACUGAAGACUACAGUUAAAAAGAUUUCCAAAUGCUCUUCGGCACGUAACAUAUCGCUUGAAGAAGACGACGGGAAGAACGACUGCUCAUCCCUGUCACCUACUUUCAGUUACCGGGUAGCUAUUGCAAAUGGACUCCCGAAAAGCGCUCCUUUUUUGAAUAACAAUGAAAGUAUCUUUCCUGAGGUUCUUUCAAUUGAUAGUAGUUACUCUGACUCCUUGAGUGAGCCAAAACCUGUCAGGAGACUUGAUGAGCAUAAAUCAUACACUAUGCCAGUAAGACGAAACAGGAAGAGCCUCAUCAGUUUGGCUCCUUCUGAUGGCAGUUCUGAGGGUGAACGAGUGGAACGCUCCAGUCUACACACACUUAGGCUGGGUGCUCUACGCAAGUUAAGAAAAUGGAAGAAGAGUCAGGAAUGUGUCUCCUCAGACUCCGAGGUGAGCAACUGGAGGAAAACCCUGGGCAUCAGGAGCAAGUCCUUGGAUCGUGCUGGAAGGCAGCAAAAGAGCUCAACCCUGGAGCCUGGCUCCUCCUCCACGGGUUGCAUCAGUCAGACCCAGGAUGUAAUGGAGAUGAUCUUUAAGGAGCUUCAGGGUAUCAGUCAGAUAGAAACAGAACUGUCUGAAUUACGUGGCCAUGUGAAUGCCCUAAAAAGCUCCAUUGAUGAGAUCUCUAGCAGUGUUGAAGUAGUUCAGAGUGAGAUUGAGCAACUUCGUUCAGGAUUCGUCCAGUCUAGAAGGGAAACUCGUGAUAUUCAUGACUACAUAAAACAAAUAAGCCACCAGGCCAAUAAUUCAACCUUGCGAUUCAUCAAUGUUCCUGAAGAGAAGCCAGAGAAAACAGAGAUUCUAAUAUAUAAAGUACUAAAAGACAAAAUGGGUUUCAUUGAUGCCCAUAAAACAAUUAAAAUUGAGCUUGCUCAUAGGUUAGGGCAACAAAGAGAAUGUUCUAAUGCAAAACCCCGCCCAAUUAUUGUUAUUUUUGCAACACCCCAGGAUAGGGAUGUAGUCUUGAAAAAAUGCUAUAAACUAAAAGGAACAGGCAUUACAGUCUCUACUGAUAGCUUAACUCAUGAUGGAAAGGAGAGAAAAGACAAAGCAAUGUCCUCCUCACAAACCUAUGAAAGCAUGGAUAUAAAGGUCUCAGGAAAGGACAAGGUAGUGGAGAGUGAUGACUGGGACUCAAUGGACAGUGAUAAAGAGUUGGAUGAAUUAAGCAGAAAUAAAUAUGCAAUGGUAAUUUCAAAGCCGGUACACAAGGGCAAAUCAGAAAAGCGGCGAUCCCACGACCAUAGCAGGUCAGGAGAUGAAGCAGGCUACUCAGGCGCAGUUCACUAUGCUGAUGACACUUACUAUGACCCAGACAAGCACGGAAAGGCCUACUACUCUGAUCUGACCCCUGGUUGGCUUUCCCAGAGUGACUAUUCCACCCCCAAACUCAGCCGCUCUGAGUCCGACUGCUCAAAACUUUGCCAGUCAUACUCAGAGGACUUUUCAGAGAGUCAGUACUUUACACGGGCCAAUGGCUGCUCCUUGCUCUCCUCCUCAGAUCAGGAACUGUGGCAGAGAAAACAAGAAGACAUGGCAUCCUCUUGGUAUGCUAGCCCUAGUCAUCAACUUGGCGAUGAGAGUCAAACCUAUGAACACAAUGAGGUUGAGACUACAGAAACUAUUGACAGUGGAGUAAGCAAUGGACUUGUCUGCAUGUCUGGGGACAGAAGCCACUACAGUGGCUCCCAGGUCUCUUUGCAAGGUGACCUAUCACCCUGGAAAGACUGGCAUCAUCUGGAGCAGGGUGCUGACUCUGGCUUGGAAGCCUCCAUAGAGGUCAGCAGUCCCUUUGACCCAUCAACUAUCCCUGGUUUUCCAGAAAACAUCACUAAAUGUCAGGAGGUUGAUUUACAAUUUGAAGGAGAUGAGGAAUUCAUGAUGCUCGACAGGGAAUCUCCCCUACCACCUAUUACCACCCACAUUAUACCUCCCAUCACAGAGCGGGAGUCCAUCAAGACACCUGCCCGUCAGUCUAAAGAGGGAUGUAAGGUGACUACAAAAGAAAGCACUAAGGUAUCUUCUAAAGAUGCCCCUAAAGCAGCAGCUAAAGUGACACAUAAACAAACUAAAUUGGCUCAGAAAGAAGAAAACACCAAAAUAUUGCCAAAGGAAAACCCUAAGAUAUCUGCUAAGGUUGCACCUAAAGUGACCUCUAAAGCAGCUCCUAAAGAGUCAUCUAAAGAUAUUCAGAAAUCGGCAGUGAAAGACUCCUCUCAAGCAAUCCUUAAAGACAUCCCUAAACUCGCACAUAAAGAUGCCACAAAGCCCACUAUUAAAGAAGUAUCUAAAGUAACAUCUAAGGUAACUUCUACUGAGGCUGCUAAAGUCACUCCUAAAGUGACCCCGAAAGACAGCCCAAUAAUGACUCCUAGAGAAAGUCCUAAAGAGUCACCUAAAGAAAGCCCAAAAAUAACCCCAUUUGAGAGCCCUGCCUCGACCCCUAAAGAGUCCCCUAAAGAAUCACCUAAGGAAUCCUCUAAAGUCAUUGCUAAAGAACCCCCAAAAGUCAUUGCUAAAGAAACCCCAAAAGUUGCAUCUAAAGAAGGUCCAAAAGUUGCAUCUAAAGAAGGUCCAAAAGUUGCAUCUAAAGAAGGUACAAAAGUUGCAUCUAAAGAAGGUACAAAAGUUGUUGCUAAAGAGGUUAACAAGGAGGCUUCAAAACUACUGCCAAAAGAGGUCCCAAAAGAGAUGCCCAAAGUAGCAUCUAAGGAGACUAAAGAAGUUUCUAAGAUUCCACCACAAGAAGCCCCGAAGGCAACUCCUAAAGAGAGUCCUAAGUUACCCCCUAAAGAGACCCCUAACGUGCCACCUAAAGAGAGCCCUAAAGCUUCCCCAACAGAAGCCCCUAAAGAAGCACCUAAAGCAGUCCCUAAAGAAACACCCAAAGUAGUAAGUAAAAAUGUUGUCAAGGAAGGCUCUAAAACACUUCCUAAAGAAAGGGAAAAAUUUCCUGAACUGGAUGUCAAUCACAGCUUUCACCAGACCCAGAAUAAGUCUUCAACUAUGUACCGCAGUCAGAGUGAGAUUCGAACAGAGAAGGUCGAGGAGGUUCCUAAGUCUUGGAGCAGUAGGCUCAGCAUAGAUCUCAGUGAGAAGUCCUUUGGUUUUGGCUUUGGGUCUACACUGCAGAGGGCUAAGUCAGCUCUGGAGGUUGUUUGGAAGUCUGGUGCUCAGCCUACCCCUGCUCCUCCUGAAGAGCCCACUAACCCCCCUUCUUCAUUUAUGGGGCGUUUCCGCACCCUGUCCACUUCCGGUGUAAGUAACUCUAGUACUACAGGAGACUCAGAUGUCUGCACAGAGCCUGUCGCCUACAAGGCAGAGGACAAGAAAACAGGUGAAGAGGAGGAAGUUGGGGAACAACAAGUAGACAGUGAGACCCACUAUGUUGAAGUGAUGGAGCAGGUUUUAGCUAACUUGGAGAACAGAACUAAUGCUAAUGAGACAGAGGAGACAGAUGAGCCCACACAGGAGACUGAGACUUCUCAGGACUAUGAUGUGUCUGAUGAAAUUGAGGCCUCUCAAGACAAUGAUGCCUCUCAGGAUUUUGAUGCUCCUCAAGAUUUUGAAGCCACAGAAGACUAUGAAGCAAGUACACAGGCACGUGUUCUGGAGUAUGAUUGCAGUUUGGAUGAGCAGUAUGAUGAAGAGUACAGUGAGGACUAUGAAACCCAACUCACUGAGGACACUGCUGAAUAUGAUGCAAUGGUGGAGUAUGUAGACGUAGAGGAACCAGAUGAGGACAAUGAUAUGACAGAGGAGAUGGAGGAGGGAGACGAGGAGUUAGAGGAGGUAGAGGAGAUAGCAGAGGAGGCCACUGAGGUGUCUGAAAAAGUCGGAGAACAGCAGGAGGAUGAAAACAAAAAUGUUCCAGAGGAGAAACCCGCAGAGGCCCCACCCAAGAAACGCAUUCGACCGACAUUUAAGGAGGCAGCACUGAGGGCCUACAGGAAACAGAUGGCUGAACUGGAGCAGCAGAUCCUGGCAGGGGACAGCACUGCUUUGGAUACACAGCCUCGCAGUCUUUUGGAUCCCAAACUGCUCGGCUUGCAGACUGGAGGGGCUGGCAGUAUUCUUUAUGGUAUUGACAGCAUGCCAGAUUUACGCCGCAAGAGGACAGUGCCUCUUGUCCGAGACCUGGCUUUGACCCUCACUGCUCGAAAGGCAGGCAUCUCGUUCGCUCUGGUGAACCGAUCCACCCUGAAUAAUGAGGACCUGAAACUACAUGUCUUAAAGAAGACUCUCCAGGCCUUGAUCUACCCAAUUUCAUCCACAACACCCCAUAACUUCGAGGUGUGGACGGCAACUGCGCCCACAUACUGCCAUGAGUGCGAAGGGCUGCUGUGGGGCAUCGCUCGUCAGGGCAUGCGCUGCUCAGAGUGUGGCGUUAAAUGCCACGAGAAGUGCCAGGACCUGCUCAAUGCAGACUGUUUACAAAGGGCGGUGGAGAAGAGCUCCAAGCACGGAGCAGAGGACAAGACCCAGAAUAUCAUCAUGGCCAUGAAGGAGCGCAUGAAGAUAAGGGAGAAGAACCGUCCGGAAGUGUUCGAGGUGAUCCAGGAGAUGUUUCAGGUCUCAAAAGAAGAAGUCAGCAGUCAUCUGAAAACAGCUAAGCAGGCUGUGCUGGAUGGGACCUCCAAGUGGUCCGCCAAAAUCAACAUCACAGUCAUGAGUGCGCAGGGCUUGCAGGCCAAGGAUAAAACCGGCUCCAGCGACCCGUAUGUCACCGUCCAGGUGGGGAAGACCAAGCGCAGGACGAAGACCAUCUUCGGCAACCUCAACCCGGUCUGGGACGAGAAGUUCAACUUUGAAUGUCACAACGCCACCGAUCGCAUCAAGGUGCGAGUGUGGGACGAGGACGAUGACAUCAAAUCACGGGUGAAGCAGCACUUCAAACGCGAGUCGGAUGACUUCCUGGGCCAGACCAUCAUCGAGGUUCGCACUCUCAGCGGAGAGAUGGACGUCUGGUAUAAUCUUGAUAAGAGGACAGACAAGUCUGCGGUAUCCGGUGCCAUCAGGCUCAAGAUCAGUGUGGAGAUGAAAGGGGAAGAGAACGUGGUUCCUCCUCACGGCCAGUACACCUGUUUACAUGAGAACCUGUUCCACUACCUGACCGAGGUGAAGAACGGCGGGGUCGUGAAGAUCCCGCAGGUGAAAGGGGACGAGGCGUGGAAGGUCUACUUUGACGACGUGUCCCAGGAGAUUGUGGAUGAGUUCGCCAUGAGAUACGGAGUGGAGUCCAUCUAUCAGGCUAUGACGCACUUCUCCUGUCUGUCCGCUAAAUACAUGUGUCCCGGUGUGCCGGCUGUGAUGAGCAACCUGCUCGCUAAUAUCAAUGCCUACUUCGCCCACACCACCACCACCACCACAACCACUGCCUCCGCUUCUGACCGAUUUGCUGCAUCUAACUUUGGGAGGGAGAAAUUUGUCAAAUUACUGGAUCAGCUGCAUAACUCACUGAGGAUCGACCUCUCCAAAUAUCGGGAUAACUUCCCAGCUGGAAACCCAGAGCGUCUCCAAGAUCUCAAGUCCACUGUUGACCUCCUGACCAGCAUCACCUUCUUCAGGAUGAAGGUACAAGAGCUCCAGAGUCCACCAAGAGCCAGUCAGGUGGUGAGGGACUGCGUGAAGGCGUGCUCCGACUCCACAUACAAAUACAUUUUUGAUAACUGUCAUGAAUUAUACAACCAACUCCUCGACCAGAGCAGGAAGCAGGACAUUCCCCGGGAGGAGCAGGGUCCGUCGAUAAAGAACCUGGACUUCUGGCCAAAACUCAUCACUCUCAUGGUGUCUGUAAUCGAUGAAGACCGGACGGCUUACACCCCAGUCAUUAACCAGUUUCCACAGGAGCUGAGUGUGGGCAAGAUCAGCGCCGAGAUCAUGUGGAACCUCUUCGCCCUGGAUAUGAAGUAUGCAAUGGAAGAGCAUGACAAGCACCGCCUAUGCAAAAGUACUGAAUACAUGAAUCUUCACUUCAAAGUCAAAUGGUUCCACAACGAGUACGUCCGUGACCUGCCGGCCUUCAAGGGUGUUUCCCCGGAGUAUUCUCUAUGGUUCGAGCCGUUUGUCAUUCAGUGGCUUGAUGAGAACGAGGACGUUGCCAUGGAUUUCCUGAAUGGAGCGCUGGAAAGGGACAAGAAGGAUGGAUUCCAGCAAACCUCGGAGCACGCCCUCUUUUCCUGUUCAGUGGUGGAUGUGUUCACUCAACUUAACCAGAGUUUCGAGAUUAUCAAGAAGCUGGAGUGUCCGAAUCCGCAGGCCCUGGCUCACUUCAUGUGCCGCUUUGCGAAGACUAUCAACAAAGUUCUUCUGCAAUAUGCUGCAAUCAUAUCCAAGGAAUUUCCUUCACAUUUGAGCAAGGAGAACGUGCCCUGCAUCAUCCUCAACAACAUUCAGCAGCUCCGGGUCCAACUGGAGAAGAUGUUUGAGUCCAUGGGUGGCAAACAGCUGGACGCAGAGGCCAGUGAUCUGCUAAAGGAGCUGCAGAAUAAGCUCAACACGGUGCUGGAUGAGCUCAGCGGAGUGUUUGGCUCCAGUUUCAAACCUGUGAUCGAAGACUGUGUGAAGCAGAUGAACCAGGAGCUCGUGCAGAUGAAAGGCUCCGCCAAAGGGAGCAACGCCGCCAUGGACGCAGAGACUGUCCUCCGGCCUCUCAUGGACCUCCUGGAUAAAAAUUUGAUGUUAUUUGCCAAGAUUUGUGAGAAGACUGUGCUGAAACGAGUCCUCAAAGAGCUCUGGAAAAUAGUGCUGAACACAAUUGAGAGAACAAUUGUUCUCCCUCCGCUGAAUGACCAGAGUCAAGGAGCUCAGAUGAUCUUCAACGCUGCCAAGGACUUGGGACAGCUGUCCAAACUGAAGGAGCACGUCAUUCGAGAGGAGGCCAGAAGUCUGACACCACGACAGUGUGCAGCCAUGGACCUCGUGCUUCCCACCAUCAAGCAAUACUUCCAUGCCGGAGGAAACGGGCUGAAGAAAACCUUCCUGGAAAAGAGUCCCGAUAUGAAGUCCCUCAAAUAUGCUCUCAGCCUUUACACUCAACCUACAGAUGCCUUGAUCAAGAAAUAUAUAUGCACCCAAACCUCUCAAGGUCAGUCAUCCAACGGAUCAGUGGGGGAGGUGUCGAUGCAAGUGAAUCUCAUCUCUCACCCUGGCACCGGAGAGCACAAAGUCAGCGUGAAGGUGGUCGCAGUGAACAACCUCAUCUGGCAAACCAACGCCAUGUUCCGCCCGUUUGUGGAGGUCAACGCCGUGGGACCACACUUGGCUGACAAGAAGCGCAAAUUCAGCACCAAGACCAAGAACAACAAUUGGUCACCAAAGUACAAUGAAACAUUCCAAUAUGUUCUAAGUAACGAACAUGGCCCGGAGGCCUACGAGCUGCACGUCUCAGUGAAGGACUACUGCUUUGCCCGCGAGGACCGCAUCAUCGGCAUGACGGUCAUCCAGCUCCGGGAGCUAGCCGACACGGGCAGCUGCUCUGCCUGCUACCCCCUGAUGAAGAGCGUCUCCAUGGACGAAACUGGCCUCACCAUCAUGAGGAUACUCUCUCAAAGGACCAACGACGAGGUGGCCAAAGAGUUCGUGCGUCUCAAGACAGACACGCGCUCGACGGAGGAAGUGUCGUAAAAAUACGGAGCAAAAAGAAUAAAAAAAAAAAAAAAUGCAGUAUCUAAAAAAUAUGAAAAAAAGAGUUGUGUUGUCUUAAAGUGGGAGAUAAAGAAAAGCGGUAAGCGACAGUUGUCCUGUCUGGAUUUGAAGCUGGAGAAUGAGAUUGUCCAAAGAGUGGAGGAGGCAAGGCAGCGAGAGAGAGCGAGAGAGAGCGAGAGAGAGCGAGAGAGAGCGAGAGGGAGAGAGAGAGAGAGUUGUGUUUGUUUGUUUGUUUUUGUGCAUGUGCGUAAAACAUCUGUUGGAAUGUUCAUUUUAAAAACUACAGUAUGUACAAGUGUUUACUUACCGUAUGCUUACUAUUAAGUACUAUAUUCUACGAGUUAUGUUAACGAGACAUGAAAUACCUUUUGUACAACAUUUAGUCUUUUUGAACAGAGAUUUGUUCCAAUAAAGUGCCAAACCAGUGGAAAAAAAAAGAACAAAAACCAACGUAUAUGAAUUAUGGUGAACUUAGUAUGUUUGAAAAAUUUGCUCGAUUAUUUUGUCCGGUGUAAGUCAUUUUUCUGACCGUGUGGCGUUUUGAUUGUCGCAAAGUCUUUCAUUUUGCACCCCUCGUUUUUUUUUUUCCUUUUCUCUCGGCUUCACGUUCUUCCACACAGCACCGUUUGUGCAUGUCCUCUUCUCGGUCAUGUUUCUCCCACGACUCCACAGCGACCCUCGAGCAGGGUCCUGCCCCCCCCCAGCCCCCGUCCUUGCCUUCAAACUGUUUGUAUUUUAAGUCGACCUGAAAAAUAGACCGUGUUUUUUUAAAUGGCGAUGACUGCUAUGUAAACCUUCAUAGGUGUUUGUAAUUUUAUAACCAUGACAACAAUGACGACAGCCUCCAGUGCUAACAGUCUUAGCAGAAAGGAUGGAAAUGUUUACUUUUUCUUUGGCUUUUCUUUUUGUUGUUGUUGUUUGUUCUUUUCAUUUCAGCCAUCAGCUUCCAGCCUUUCUGAAUGACCACUGUGAACAUGAGCUUUGGAAGGCAAGCUUACAUGACAUUGCAGACAGUUUGAUAUUGUUUCAUAUUUUUUCCAAUAACUUUGUUCCUGAUAAACUGCCAAAGUUAUAUAAGAUAUUUGUACAAAAGCAAUCCAUUACAUGUAUGAAGAUAUAUAUGUACAUGUGAUCUAUUACUUUUUCAAUGCUUAAAUAUUUGAUUAUUAAUAGGGUGGUACUAAGAUUUUAUUUUUUUUAUUUCCUGUGAAGCUGUCUAACCAAUAUGAAAGUUGCACAUGUUACUUUACACAUUAGUUAUAUCAGCUUCUGUCACUGGAAUUAUAUUUCUUCAUAAAAAGGAAAGAGUCUAACAUUUGGUAAAUAUGCAACAUUCCUAUGUAUUGCACUGAUGGCGAAUUGUAUGUCAUGUAAAUAUAUUUAGUGAGAUAUUGUACAAAAGUCUACUUUUCUUCAAUGUGCAUAAAGUAUG